Argentina anserina (silverweed cinquefoil) is the source of this 1327-nucleotide messenger RNA. Its product is annotated as alkaline ceramidase. The record is from RefSeq and is a predicted model, not a curated record. Gene Ontology annotation, molecular function: hydrolase activity, acting on carbon-nitrogen (but not peptide) bonds, in linear amides. Gene Ontology annotation, biological process: autophagy; ceramide metabolic process; defense response to other organism. The transcript has 3 exons. Gene Ontology annotation, cellular component: membrane. The coding region runs from base 275 to 1042 and encodes 255 amino acids. Lineage: Eukaryota; Viridiplantae; Streptophyta; Magnoliopsida; Rosales; Rosaceae.
UAAAAAUAGAAAGAAAAAAAGGAAGAAGCGGAAUCUCUCUCUCUCUGUCGAACGCGGAAAAGUUAUUCUCAGCCUCAUAAACCACCUUCCUCUCUUUCUCUCAUUUCGAAUUUCGAACCAAACCUUACCGCCGUGGAACAACAACGACGAAGUAAUGAGAUCGCCUUCGCUCAAAACGGUGCGUUUUACAGGUACAUGAUUUGCAGGUUUUGCGAACUCGUCAACUUUCUAAGUAGGAAACAGAAUUGGUUGAGUAGAUUUUGUAGAGAGAGGAAUGGCUGAGGGAGUAUCGAGCUUCUGGGGUCCUGUCACGUCCACGAUUGAGUGUUGCGAGAAGAACUAUGCCUACUCUUCUUAUAUUGCAGAGUUCUUCAACACUAUGUCGAACAUUUCCAGCAUUCUCUUGGCACUCAUCGGUCUUAUAAAUGCUCUAAGGCAGCGGUUUGAGAAGAGAUUCAGUGUACUUCACAUAUCUAAUAUGAUACUCGCCAUUGGAAGCAUGUUAUACCACGCUACAUUGCAGCAUGUGCAACAGCAAAGUGAUGAGACUCCUAUGGUUUGGGAGAUGCUCCUUUACAUGUAUAUUCUCUACUCCCCAGAUUGGCACUAUCGCAGUACAAUGCCGACAUUCCUCUUCCUAUAUGGUGCAGUCUUUGCUGCUGUUCAUUCAGUGGUCAGAUUUGAGAUUGGAUUUAAGGUGCACUAUGUGAUCUUGUGCCUUCUUUGCAUACCUCGAAUGUACAAGUAUUACAUAUACACACAGGACGUCUAUGCCAAGAGGCUUGCAAAGCUGUACGUGGCCACUCUUCUGAUAGGGAGUUUGUGUUGGCUUGGUGACAACGUUUUCUGCAAAGAGGUAUCCAGUUGGCCUGUUAACCCACAAGGUCAUGCCUUGUGGCAUUUAUUCAUGGGUUUUAAUUCCUAUUUCGCAAACACUUUCUUGAUGUUUUGCCGGGCUCAACAACGAGGAUGGGCUCCAAAGAUUGUUCAUUUUAUGGGGCUCUUGCCCUAUGUGAAGAUUGAAAAACCAAAAACCCAAUGAGACGUGAAGUAAAUGGCAGGAUAUAGUUUCAGUUGAGACCAUCUACGUGUGAUGAACUUCAGCUAGCAAAAUGCUGGAUUUUUAUUCUUUUUAGUUGGGGUAUUAUCUUAAUUUUGGUGUUUUAGAAGUAGAAGAUGUAACAUACUAUAAGCUUUUGUUUGUGAUACUGUGCUAUACCUUUUUUGAUAUCCAAGAACUUCCCAUCAUGGUUUUGUUAUCAGAUAUCAACGGUCACAGGUUAUAUUGAUUGUGUUAUUGAAAUUCUUAAAAUUCAUUUGUGCACUG